Molecule: messenger RNA, 645 nt
Organism: Morchella sextelata
Lineage: Eukaryota; Fungi; Ascomycota; Pezizomycetes; Pezizales; Morchellaceae
Exons: 5
Coding region: 1-645 (214 amino acids)
Biological process (GO): snoRNA guided rRNA pseudouridine synthesis; ribosome biogenesis
Cellular component (GO): box H/ACA snoRNP complex
Molecular function (GO): box H/ACA snoRNA binding
Source: RefSeq, a predicted model, not a curated record
AUGAGCAGAGGAGGAUUCCGUGGCGGUAGAGGAGGCGGUGACAGAGGUGGUCGCGGUGGUUCUUUCGGUGGUGGUGGUUUCAGAGGUGGCCGUACUGGAUUCCAGGCACCUACUGGCCCUCCCGAUACAGUCCUAGAAAUGGGAAAGUUCAUGCACGCUUGUGAAGGGGAAAUUGUAUGCCAGUCAAUCAACACCAAGAUCCCCUACUUCAAUGCGCCAAUUUACCUCGAGAACAAGUCUGUUAUUGGUAAAGUCGAUGAGAUCCUCGGCCCUAUGAACCAGGUUUAUUUCACUAUCAAACCGCAAGAUGGCAUCGUCGCUACUUCUUUCAAAGAGGGCGACAAAUUCUACAUUGGCGGCGACAAGUUAUUGCCUUUGGACAGAUUCCUCCCUAAACCAAAAGCAGUCGGCCCCAGGGGCCCCAAGCCCGCUGGCGGACGCGGUGGCUCUCGAGGCGGCCGUGGAGCUCCCCGUGGUGGCCGUGGUGCACCUAGAGGCGGUAGCAGGGGCGGAUUUACUCCUCGCGGUGGACGCGGUGGUUUCACCCCUCGUGGUGGCUCACGAGGUGGCUCUGGCGGAUUCACUCCCAGAGGCGGAUCUCGUGGUGGAUUCACGCCCCGUGGAAGGGGUCGUGGAUCUUACUAA